UUUUUUUUUAAUUUUUUUUUCUCUUGUAUAUUUAUUAUCAAAAUUAAUAUUUUUUAAAAAAAAAUGCCUACUUUUUCAUCUAAAUUAAAUCGUAUGAAAUCUGUAAAGCUUCCUUUUCAACAUAAUAAUAAAAGAUUACCAAGUCCAGAAAUUGUAGUGACAACAUCUUUAUCAACAAGUAAAUCUGGGAUAACCCCUGAAUCGAUAGAGACGAUUGUUUCUAAUAAACCCUCCUUAUUUACUUUCUCAGAGACACUUGAAGCUAUUACUAAAGAAGCUGAUCGAACUCAAUUCGAUGAUGUCUUUGGUAGUUUCUUUUUUAAUGAUAAACGUUGUCAACAUCGUGCUCUCUUUAUGGCAGCACGACUUCAACAAACAUUAAAUAAGUUUAUUAAAUUUCAAGACCCUAUACGAAUGCUGUCAUCACUUGAUCAUACAACAUGCGUUAGCAGCUUCUGGCGUCUGGUCACUCAUCGUCUUUAUACUUUAAAUUACAUCUUGUUUGUCUUACCUUCUGAUUCAACGACUCGAGCGGACUUCUUGAGAAGAAUGGAAGAUGAUUUGAAACGUCAAUCUGAUGGUCUCGAAUUGACUAGACGAGGUGGGAUGGAAGCUCAUUUUGCGGUCCGAUAUGCUUUAAAGUACCGACGUAAAAGGAGGAAGACCUUAUUGGAAGACGCAUUUAAAGAAGAAGAAGAACAGAAGAGACGGCAAAAAGGUGAAGUCAUAGUAGGGAAUCAUGAAGAUAAAGAAUAUGAUGAAAUUGUUGCUCAGGCUAGGGAAGUGAUUGAACAAUGUUUAGAAAGUGAGUCAAGUUUGGCUCAGAAUUCAGAAAGAGAUGCAAUGUAUAUAUUUCAUAGUACACGAGCUGGAUUUCUAAAUGCUUUUCAACCUCGUAUUGAGCUAGAGGAAGAUAGAGCAUUGCGUCAUAGAUUAAGAAGAAUGGUUGAGUAUAAUCAAAGUCAUCAGAUGGUCUAUGAUAAUCCUUUCGAGGAUGAAGAUUUAAUUGUGACUGAGGAAGAAGAAGAAGAAGCAAAUAGCUGUAGUAGCAGAAGUAAAUCAAGGGAAGUAGAUAGCGGAUUCUACGACGGUUGGGCAAAUAUGUCUACUGCUACUACAAGUGCAUAAAUACAAUAAUUAAACAUACAUAGAAAGAUACAAUUUAAACCAAUCAAAAAAAAACUAAUAAUUAUACAACAUCUUUUAUUUUAUUUUUAUUAUUUAUUUUUUUAUUUUUUUUUUAAAAAUAAAAGAACUUCUUCUCCUUUAUAA
Messenger RNA from Cokeromyces recurvatus, 1272 nucleotides. RefSeq lists its product as uncharacterized. The transcript has a single exon. The coding region runs from base 64 to 1128 and encodes 354 amino acids. NCBI's taxonomy places the organism in Eukaryota, Fungi, Mucoromycota, Mucoromycetes, Mucorales, Mucoraceae. The record is from RefSeq and is a predicted model, not a curated record.